AUGAAGCCCCUCCGAUAUCUGGCCAUGGUCUGGGCCGUCCCCAAGAACAAGGGGGCCGGCAACAUCCGCGACUCAUGUUGCUGCCCCCUCUGCCGCAACCCGAGCUCCGGCCAAAAGACCUUCUCGACACCCGAAGUCCCCAUGUCUCCUAGGAUCCUCAACGUGGAAGCCAGCACAGAUGGCGGCUUAAAGGUCUCCCUCGACCAGGACCUCGUAUCAGCUCAGCAUAGCCAAGUCCACGAGGUCCUUCUGAAUGGCGAGUACCUGGCACAGCAAAACAUACUGCAGUCAGAAGCGCACUCCGCUCCUCCUCCUUUGCAGCCGGUAUACUGGGACCGGACGUUUAUCGAGAAGAACGCUCGCUUCGUCGACUAUGAUGAAUUCAUGCAAGAAGACAGCGCAGCCUUCUGGGACGUGAUGGAGGAUCUCGAAGUGCUGGGCCUGGUCUACCUCCGCAACGUCCCGCGUGACGACCAGUCCGUUGUUCGGAUAGGAGAGCACAUUGGAAACCUCCGAGAGACGUUCUACGGCAGGACUUUUGAUGUCCGCGCAAAGCCGAAUGCGGAGAAUGUGGCCUACACCAACGAGUAUCUCGGGCUCCAUCAGGAUCUGUUGUACCUAGAUGAGCAGCCUCACAUCCAGAUCUUGCAUUGUAUGGACAACACAGCGCAGGGCGGCGAGUCCCUGUUUAGCGAUGCGGAUCGCAUAGGACGCAUGCUCUACGCAUUGCGGUCCGAGUUUCCCCCGCUGGCUGACCUGGUCGAGUACAAAGUACGCUAUGCGUACGACCGCAACGGAUACUACUACGAGAACACGCGGCCGCUGCUGGAAGAGCAGAACGUCGGCGAGUUCCGGACCGUGCGAUGGAGUCCCCCGUUCCAGGGCCACCAGCCCAGCGGAUGGAACAUGUCGGACUGGCUUGCGAGCGCGCGCGUCUUUGAGCGAUGCGUGAACGCCGAAGACGCCGUGUACGAGCGUAAGAUGGCGCCGGGGGAGUGUGUUCUCUUCAACAAUCUACGCGUCCUGCACGGCCGCAAAAGCUUCGACUUGGGGGACGGAGGCAAGCGUUGGCUUCGCGGUACGUACCUAGGCAGGGACGUCUUUGCUAGUCGGCUACAUUACAUGCCCAAGGACCGCCUGAGGCGUGCCGAGAGAAGUGCUGCGCGGACUGUGCAUGACCUGCUCAACGAUCUGUCGGGCUCUCCUGAUUUUGAAGGCCUGAGGAGAGAGCUCAGGGCCGAUCCUCACAUUGGCAAGUCCUGA
This is a messenger RNA of Emericellopsis cladophorae, 1263 nucleotides long. RefSeq names its product gamma-butyrobetaine dioxygenase. Gene Ontology annotation, molecular function: oxidoreductase activity. Bases 1 to 1263 code for a protein of 420 amino acids. The record is from RefSeq and is a predicted model, not a curated record. The transcript is spliced from 2 exons. Lineage: Eukaryota; Fungi; Ascomycota; Sordariomycetes; Hypocreales; Bionectriaceae. Gene Ontology annotation, biological process: carnitine biosynthetic process. Gene Ontology annotation, cellular component: mitochondrion.